AUGAUUUCCCCAUUUUUCCUGAUAAUUUUCACUCUACACGGCAUUUUGAGUCAACAAGAUGAGCUUUUGACAAAAAACUGCAAAAUCGAGGCACUUGGUGAAUGUUCGCAAAGUUGUGGCGGUGGAUAUCGAUUUUUCAAGUGGAUUUGUGUGGAGGCGGCUGAAAAUUGCGCGAUUUGCCCGUGAGUUUUGAAAUCAGCGUGAAAUUCUGAUCUAGAAUGAUUUUUUGAGCUUAAUAUGAGCAAUUUUUCAAAUUUCCAUGUUUCUAGGCUUAAAAUUAUCGAUUUUUCAUGAAAAAUAGGUGGAUUGCUCAUGUUAAACUAGAAAAAUCGCUAGAAUUUUGCAGCUCCCAACUCAUGAUCUACCAAUGCAAUAACAGACCGUGCUUGUCGAAAAAUGCGACUUUGGAGCAGAUUUUCGAUGAUGCAGAAGAUCAAAAUGAGGAAUUGAGUUCGGUUGAAUAUUAUGAAUGA
Molecule: messenger RNA, 473 nt
Organism: Caenorhabditis angaria
Lineage: Eukaryota; Metazoa; Nematoda; Chromadorea; Rhabditida; Rhabditidae
Source: the annotation of a GenBank genome assembly